This is a messenger RNA of Grammomys surdaster, 3036 nucleotides long. It is a transcript of the gene Rbm44, whose product is annotated as RNA binding motif protein 44. Lineage: Eukaryota; Metazoa; Chordata; Mammalia; Rodentia; Muridae. The coding region runs from base 1 to 3036 and encodes 1011 amino acids. Gene Ontology annotation, molecular function: RNA binding. The record is from RefSeq and is a predicted model, not a curated record. The transcript has 14 exons.
AUGCAGGCCACUGCAGCGGUAGAGACAGAUUCUGAUAGAAACUACCACAAAACUAGAGGACACUUCCAAAAUGACAAACUUUAUAAUCCUCAGAAAGAAAAUAUGUUAUUUACCAACGGUUACAGCGAAGUUAAAUUGACCUUUCCUAAUGGUGAAGGGGACUCCUUGGCAACAGAAGAAAGAGCUAGUGACAAAGAGGAUGGCAGUGUUAACCAGAGAGAUUUAUCAGAAAGUCAAGAUACUAAUGUAGAGAAUAUUUUCUCCCAGUCAAGUGAAUUUGAAGACAGUUUUGACUAUGCUUUUUUGAAUGAGACCUAUUCUAUCCAUUAUUCAGAAUCAAAACUGAAGGAUGAAAAUCUUUUGCAUUUAUAUUCAGAAUUACAUCCUGAGGUACACAAAAGAGUAGAGAUGUUUUUUGACACUUCAGGACCUCAAGAUAAUAAUAGCAUUGGAUUGAGACAGAGCCCUGAGGCUUCAGGUGCUGACUAUGCAGACAUGCAGAAGAGUGACAUGGACGAGGACUCGCAGCAGGAGUACUACAGUGCAGAGCUGGAGUACAUAAGUGCACACUUGUCGUUCAACCCAGCAAAGACAGUGAGCAGGUCCAGUCUGGGUAUUAGUGAGUUGAAAACAUCAAGCCAUGGCUUUAAAUGUGGUGACAAUUUAGAAGAUAAUCAUAGUAAAUUAGAGAGUGGUCCUAGCCCCUCUUUGGAGUCACUUAAUGGUUUUGCACAAGAACGUUCACCUCAAGUCUCUAUAUCUCAGAGUUCUGAUAUGUUAAAAGAAUAUCAUGAGCAGAAAUAUGAAAAAUACAAGGAACAAGAAGUUGGUUUAACGUAUCAUAAAGCAUUUGAUGAUGUUUUACAGAAAAGAAGUUCUCCCUUUAACCCCCAGAAAGUACCUGAAACUCAAGUAUAUACUAAAGAAAUGAAAUCUCAGACAAUUGAAAGUAAAAACUUUUAUGGAAAUAGAAUUUUCCAGAACAAAGCAUCACAGCACCCUGAGAAUGCCAUCAUGUUUCCCCAAGAGCAAGCCCUCGAGACACACUUGAAGGCUAAUGGUGCUCACCAGCCUUCUGGGCCUUACAUUCUAGAUGAUUCAGUCAUUUCUCUCUGUGGCUCUUUGCAAUACAAAAGCCUCCCUGAGCCAGGCUUUUUCUGUCCUGUGAUACCACGGGUGGCAGUCACAGACAAUCAGGCAGAAGUAGAAGGCAGCUGCCUACACCAUGUACAAGGCAGUGCCACAAGUAAAACAUGCUCUCUGAUGAAAGAAAUGUGUCUUACGUCAGUGCCAGAAGUUCAGCAGACACUGGGUGUGGGCAGCAGAGCAAAUGUAAACUCUUCUGUAGUGUCUACAUCAAGCAACACAGAGACAAAGAUGGUGAGGCAGAGUCAACCUGAGGAGUGGCAAAGUGACAAACAAAGCGUGGCCUGUAACACCGACUGGUCAUGUGGACAGCAGUGCAGAGAUGCACAGCCAGCUGCCCCAGGAAGUGACUCCGGAAGGCUAUUCUCAGCUGGCUGCUUAAAGCCUAGUGGGAACUCCCUGAAUGAGAACUCCUUGGAAUUGAGAAAAAUAUUUGAUGCCACAGACAGACAGAAACAUCCUGAGAGGGCAUUUCAGCUUUGGGAAGAGAAGACUUUGCCAUCAAAGUGCUGUGAGAAGACCACUGAGAGGGCCAUGAAGGCGGAGAUGCACCUUCUGGACGUUUGCUACCAGAUGUGCCAGCGCCACUGUCGCCACAUUUACAAACUUGUAAUGGAAAGUAGAGCAGGACUCAAUAGGAAUUUACCAACUGAUUCUGCCAAGAGGGAAUUAGGCUCAGUACUGCUGUCUGUUCUGGGAGACUUGAAAGUUAGGUACAUGAACUUGAAAGAAAAAGUCCAUAAGGGCAUACCACUGGAAGAGCUGCCUCCACUGUCGAUGGAGUCCAAACUGUUAUCUGCCUUCUCCAAUUUUACUUCUGGGCUAAUGAAAGAAGAAACAUGCAGCCUUUCAGGAACAAAUUCUGAGCGAGAUAAUCAAAGUCUACCUGAUGUUGAUGUCUCUCCAAGCCUACUAAAGACAUUGUCCCAGAUGUCUUUUAUAUCUGACAAUAGCCAUCCUAAGCAAGAUAAAUCACCCAUGAACAAUGUUUUUAAAAAUUGUGAUAUAAACAUAGACUUUAAUCAACUGAAGCUCAAUAACAAAGAGUGUAAAACCAUCCACGAAGCAAGUGAAGACUGGUUUGAUGCCACAGAGAAGCUGACUGGAGCUGACUUCUCGGUAACUCAAGAAAACACAGCAGAAUAUGAGGAAUGGGAGCCAAAGAAUUCAUUAGAAUUGAAGAAUACUGAACUGCUUCGAAGAAGUAAAGGCUUUUUGGUCCAUGUUGGUGGUCUUUGCCCUUCUGUAUCGGAGGCUGAUUUAAGGUCUCAUUUUGAGAAAUACCAAGUUUCUGAAAUUUCAAUUUAUGAUUCUCCUACUAAUUACAGAUAUGCAUCUCUUGCGUUUGUAAAAAACAGUAAUGCAAAGAUGGCUGUGAAGGAAAUGAAUGGAGUUGAAAUCAAUGGAAAGUCUGUGAACGUGCGGCUUGUGAAAAUCCCUGGAGAGCACAUACCUCCACCUCUGUCCUCAACCGGGAAUAGCACUGGUGUGAGUCAUUUGGAGAAAAAUAGCAACAAAGAUGCCACCUCUGCUUCUUCCACUUGUAGACUGCCCAGAGCUAGAUCAAGGCAGCUGGAGUCUGAGCAAGACAGUGAGUUUCCUCCCUUGGACCAGGGUGUCAAGAAAAAUUGUAACCAGAUCAAAUCUGGUCAGUUAUUACCUGAGACACCUUUUCAGUUCAUACCUCCAAAUACAUUAAACCUUCGUAGCUUCACCAAGAUCAUGAAGAGACUGGCUGAACUGCAUCCAGAUAUCAGCAGAGACCACAUUAUAGAGGCUCUUCAGGAAGUGAGGAUAAAUCACAAAGGUUUUCUGAAUGGUUUGUCCAUCAACACCAUUGUAAAAAUGACUUCAUCUUUUCUGAGAAACUCUGCUUCCCGUUUGAAAUAA